UAUAUAUAUAUAAAUAUGUAUAUUUUUUUGUUACAUUUUAUCAAAGUUUUCACCAGUGUUCACCUGGCUCAACAGCCAGGUGAACACUGGUUUGGUGAGUUUUGAAGCAUCCUGAGGGGGUCAAAGUAGGGCUCAAAGUGUCGGCGGGACAAAGAAUGACUGCUAGGGGGCGCUACAUAGUGUAUUCGGAAUUUUUCUUUACACGGUAUCAAAGAUUGCACCUGUCUUGACCUGCCUGCCAAUUUUUGUGCAUUUUGAAGCAUUCUAAGGGGGUCAAAUUCAGCUUAAAGGGGCUGCGGAACAAAGAAUAACUAUAAUAAUAAUAAAACCGAGGAACCACGAUAGGUUACCUAAAAAAACAGUCACCUGCAUGUCCAUACUGUUCAGUUAUGGAUGUGUUCUAAGUCAAAUAAAAUCCAACUUUUAAUUUUUUUUUACCAAAUCACAACAAGUUAUCUGAAGGAGAAAACAAAACAUGUUUUAAGGUGCAGUAGCCCUACGCUGGAUUUCGACCUACUUGAGCAUUGUAGAUUUUUUUUUUUUUUUUUGCCCCCCCAGGUAAGAUUAAUGCCCACCCACACCUGGCAUCCUGAUAACAACACCGGACGCCGUCUUAUUAUAGAUCCCACUCACCAACGUCACACAAUGACGUGUCGCCGUAUAUUACCAUAUUAUAUACCAUAUACCACCAUAUUGUCCGUCAUUGUUUAUCCGUAUUCUCAAUGGUUUCAAUUUGUCGUGCAAUUUAUAGUGCAAUUCAUGGUGCUUUCAGACGCUGUAAACUCAUUGGAUGCGUUGCAUAAAAGGCAUUAUGUGGAAAAGCUUCAGUCUAUCCAUUCGCCAGAUCCAUAUUUGAUGCCUAAAUCGAUAUUUUUGACCCGCUGUCUUCGCCGUCUCUGCCUGACAUCUGCUACCCUGAUAUCUACAGCUAUCUUGUCCACAGAAACUCAGCCUAUUCUCACGAAACUUUGAAAAACUUUAAGAGCAGCACUCUCAGCAACAUUACCCCGUGUGACCCUUUACUUUCAAUUUUCUAAAAUGGCGACAAUUAAUAAAAAAAAAAAGUUGACUGCGAUGGCCGACGCUUCAAGCAUAGGUGGAUAUUGGACUAUUUCUUCAUGACAAUACGCAACAACUGUGUCUGCCUCAUUUGCAAAGAGACAGUGGCUGUUUUCAAAGAGUUCGAUGUGACGCAAUUUUACCAAAAAAGAAACGCUGACAUGUACGACAACAUUACAAGGAAGAUACGCAGCGAGAAAUUAUAGCAACUUGAAGCUAGUUUAAUUUCACAGCAGCAGUAUUUCGCAAGAGCCCGAGUGUCAAAAGAGAACGCCACAAAGGCGAGAUUGUUGAAAUUAUGAAUUUAAAAAAAUAAUAAUAAAGCAAAUGUGACACACAGAAGGGCUUGCUAAAAAUUGUUUAAAUAUAUUGUUCUACGUAAAUCAGCCAAGGUAGCCCCCCACAUUUUUACCGGCGAUUAGCCUCGCAAUGAUCUUAAUUGUGGUUGUCAGCCCAAAACCUUCUAAAUAUAUAUUAAAUGCAUCUUACCAGGUAUAAAAUGACCACUACAUAGUAUGUGGUGAUCGUUUGGUGCUCAGUUUUCUCGUCGAAUUGCAGCAGUCCAUCUCGCUCUCCUCUCCGGGUCUCUCGGAAUACGGUAGAACUUCAAGUCUCUUCGUCUAUCCUCUCUGUUACUGCAACCAACCGCCACACACGCCUUCACCAUUUUGAUUAUUAAUGUUAACGAGCAGAAAAACACGCAUAAUAGGAGGAAUUUACGUAGCGGUAAUGCGUAAACACGAUGAGCUGACGGACAAUAUGGCGCGGAGACGGGGUUGUGACAUCAUGUGAGUAGGGUCUAUACAAGUACCUGCCCUUUUCGUUCUUCCUAAUAGUAACACUGAGAAAAGCUGUCUGGACGUUGCCACUUCCUGGUUCUAAACUGUCCCACAUUAAAUGUACAGUACAUAAAUAAAGCAUUAUUCAAAUGUAUACAUGUGUCUUUGUUGUGAAUUACUUCUGUCGCACGACCAGUUCUUGUCUUUUUUUUUUUUCUUCACGCGACCUCCACUCGCGCCACUGUUUGCUGGCAGGAACCGAACUUCUCACCUGGUUGUCGGCCACUUCUGGAUGACUGCUUCUUGAGGAUGACUUCCAGCCCUGACAUGUGCUUUGUGAGUGUGUUGGAGUCACGGCCAGCACCAGACGGGUGGAGUGAUGGCAGGUUUCAUCAAUAAUCGUCACCUAACUACUUAGGCCAGCCGGAGCACUGCUACGUCACUGGAUUGUCCCUCUCAGUUAGUUCACUGACUUUGGUUUUGUCUCUCACGCCCUGGUCCUCCAUGCUACGGAUUCUAAGGCCUCCGAAGCCCCCACACCUGGCUACCUGUCUUGUGGCUUAAAUAACAUGAUUUGACGCCAAAUCCUCACCUGCUUUAGGGUCCACAGCGCACGACCGUGACACCAUCAUGAUGGAAUCAAAUUGCAUUUCCUGGUUAACUUCUUCAAAGUGUGCAGGAGACUACUGAUGCCUCAGUGUAUGACUUGAAUCUCCAACUUGAGGAUUAGGGAGACACACGUACAGUUAAUAGAAAAGAAAGGAUCUUUGUCCACUCGAGAAAAGAAAUGGACCGGCAGCAUAGCUUCUAUCGUCAUGUGGAUGUCCAGGACCACGUUCACUACAUUGUUGCCUUUUUUGUCUUGGUGAUCGGAACAGUGGGCAUAACUGGAAAUGCCUUGGUCAUGUAUGCAUUUUUUUGUAACAAGAAGCUACGCACUCCUCCAAACUUCUUUAUCAUGAACCUGGCAGUCAGCGACUUUCUUAUGGCCAUCACACAGUCGCCCAUUUUCUUUGUCAACUCCCUCUACAAAGGCUGGAUUUUUGGUGAAACAGGUUGUAAAAUCUAUGCCUUCUGCGGUGCCUUAUUCGGAAUCACAUCAAUGAUCAACCUUCUGGCCAUCUCUAUUGAUCGCUACAUCGUCAUCACUAAGCCACUACAGGCCUUACAGUGGACCUCCAAGCGACGCACUUGCUUCAUUAUUUGUCUGGUUUGGCUGUACUCUCUAUUCUGGAGCCUCGCACCGCUUCUGGGGUGGAGUUCUUACAUACCAGAGGGACUGAUGACCUCAUGCACAUGGGACUACGUGACAUCGACCCCGGCCAAUAAAAGCUAUACCUUGAUGUUAUGUUGCUUUGUCUUCUUCAUCCCACUGGGCAUCAUAUCCUACUGCUAUCUGUGCAUGUUCCUGACUACUCGCCAUACCAGCAGGGAAGUGGAGAAGUUGGGCUCUCAGGUGAGGAAGACGAUGCUGAUUCAGCAGCAGACCAUCAAGACUGAGUGGAAAUUAGCCAAGAUCGCCUUUGUAGUGAUCAUCGUCUUUGUGCUCUCCUGGUCACCCUACGCUUGUGUCACUCUCAUCGCCUGGGCAGGAUAUGCAAGCAUCCUUAACCCCUACUCCAAAGCUGUUCCUGCAGUUAUUGCCAAAGCUUCGGCCAUCUACAACCCUUUCAUCUAUGCUAUCAUUCACUCUAAAUACAGGGACACUCUAGCUGAAAACGUACCCUGUCUACACUUCCUAGCCAAGGUUCCCCGGAGGGAGGCCAUGUCAGUGUCGCAUUGCCAGUCAUCCUUCAGGGAUUCACUGAUGAGCAGACAGUCAUUUGUUUCCACAAUGAACACUCAGGUUUGGAGUGAUGUGGAACUGGAUCCAAUGGACCAUAGCCCAUGUCUGAGAUCCAGCUAUUCCCUUGGAGCACUAAAGAAAAAGGAUCAAAGCCAAGACAAAAGACCACAAUGACCGUGCAGACACCAAUCCCAGAGAGAAGUGCACUCCGAACAUGUGACCUGAGUCGCGGUCGCGCUAUAGGGUCAUUGAAGGAAAGGGGACGAGAAGGAGCCUGAAGACUAGGUCUUCUCGAAGAAAGUGGGUAUACAUGAAGAACACAGCCGUGGCAAACCCAGAAGGAAGGUGAUGAAAAAGUCACACGGGCUCCAGCCAGACUUUCUGGACAACAAUCAACAUCCACUCCCCCGCUGGACGAUGUGAAAAAACAAAGACUGGAUCCGUACUUGAUUUAUAGUGUCUGGGUUGCUAAAGUAAACUCUUGGAGUCGGGAGCAAGUUUCUUUUCCUCAUCAAGUAAAUGUUGAAUACUACAACCCUGGCAAUUUUUUUUUCUUCAGAAUUGAAUGAUUCCAUCAUUCCUCCCCCCUGCUUGGCUGGAAAAAGUAAAUGUUGGAUGAUGACUACCACAAUUGUAUUUUUCUUGAUUUCUUUUAGUGUUUCCUAAAACCAAUAAGUUGCCAUUUGAAAUAACUUUAGUUUUAGGUCAUGUUAUUAAGCUAUAGUGGUUCCUCUACUUAAGAACGUCUCUACAUAAAGAAUUUUUGCCUCUAUGGGAAAAUAUUGCCUCUUGUUACGAAAGAAAUUAAAGGAUAACAAAGGCAAAAAUACAGUACGGCUGGUACCCGCAAAUCCCAGAGUUUACUGAACGUAACAUACUUAUAGCCGCUUUGCAAUUGGCUAUUGCCCAGCAGUCCUGGCAUCCAAUUGGCUAAGAGGGACCUCUACUGUAUGUGUAUGUGUGGAUCUCAUGUUCUGACAGCUUUACAUGAGUGUAUUAACUUUGAUUCUUUACUCUUAUUUUUGUUUUUUACAUUAUGCACAACUCAGAUUUUAUGUUUAUUGUGCAAUAAUAUAAUUGUAACGUAUAUUUGUUACAUGUUUUGAUGCAUUUUAUACAUUAUAAAAGAUCUACUGUAUGUCUGAAUUUUGCGGGGCUUCGAACGGAUUAGGGCAUAUACAUGGAAAAUGUUUCUCUACUUACAGAAUUUUCAAGUUAAGAAACUACUUCCAGAACUAUUUAAAUUCAUAAGUAGAGGUAACACUCUUUGUAAUUGAUUUUCACAGCAUGGUUAAAGAAAUACAAUUCAGUUUUUUUUGUUUUUUUUUUGCAAUGAACAAACAAUUCUCAUCCAAAAUAAAGAAUCCAGAUGCAUAUUGGAUAUCUGCAAAUGUAAUUACAGAUGGAAUAUUCCUGUAAAUAUCCAGUUUGAUGGCGUAAAAACAAACCAACUAGUGAUGUUCUGAAUUCAUUUGUUAAAACACUUGAAAUAAAAAU
Messenger RNA from Corythoichthys intestinalis (scribbled pipefish), 5121 nucleotides. It is a transcript of the gene opn4xa, whose product is annotated as opsin 4xa. Lineage: Eukaryota; Metazoa; Chordata; Actinopteri; Syngnathiformes; Syngnathidae. Gene Ontology annotation, biological process: G protein-coupled receptor signaling pathway; cellular response to light stimulus; visual perception. The record is from RefSeq and is a predicted model, not a curated record. Gene Ontology annotation, molecular function: G protein-coupled photoreceptor activity. Gene Ontology annotation, cellular component: plasma membrane. The transcript is spliced from 13 exons. The coding region runs from base 2626 to 3798 and encodes 390 amino acids.